AUGACCACAAAUCAGCUUCAUGGCCUGCCUGCAUCCUCCUCAGCAUCCUCGGCAGCCCUGCGAGGGGCGAGCCUCGCAUUCCAGAACGGCAACAAGUCUCGUGGCCUGGCAGCACCGUCAACGGACUCCCACGACCGCGCGUUGGCCGCUGCGACAAUAAGCGCCCAGACAACCGGAGGCAGUACAAAUGGACUCCCCGACAUUGACCAACAGCAAGCGCGCACCAUUAUCAAUUCCAGGCUGCAGCAACAAACUCAAUAUCUAUCACCCAAGAAUGGAGGCAAAGACGCGAGCUUCAUUGCCGCCACACUGGCGGCGAGUAGGAGCGCCAGCCCGAGUCCCAGAGUCAGGAGGUCGCCGAGCGUGAAUACGAUUAGGUCACAUACGGGGUCGCCGUCGCAUCUCGGAUCGCCUACUGCCGCUGAGCAUGUCGAUGCUGCGAGCAUUCCGCCCACCGGGAACUUGAUCCGGAUGUUUGAGGGUGGCAGUCCUAGGAGAAGAAGGCAUGGAGGCAGCGUCGAUGAGGGAAUCAUUGCGCGCAGGAGGUCGACGCCUUCGCCGAAACGCGUCCAAAGAUUGCCGAGAGAUCCGUCUCAGGAGAGUCUAGGGGAAGAGGAGGAGGAGGGCGAUCAUAAGCAUGAGAAAACCCCCGACAUACCGCCCCAGCAGUCGACCCGGCCAAAGACACCACACCCAAAGCCGGUCAUCAUGCAACAGAAACCGACCCCCGAGAGGAUCGCGACCAGCAAGAAACAAGACAAACUAUCGCCGGCAUCGCGGGCCCAUACUCCAACCCCAACCGAAAGUCAACCACGGUCAACAAAACAUCACACCGCGAGGGAUGAGGUCGAGAAGCCGAGACCAAACACAAAGCCAGUGGACGCGCAGAAAAGGCCGAGCAACCCUCCAAAACCGGUAGCCGCAGACCCAAAGCCUCCCCGCUCAGCGGCUGCGAAACCGCCCCCUGAAUCCACAUCGUACAACAUGGCGGAGCUUCGGUCACCGGUACUCGGGCAAUCGACGCCUGAGAUUCAGUCACCAGCCCCUAGAAGACUGAACAAACUGCCAUUGCCACCACCACCACCACCCACACCCCCUCAGCAUUCAAGGACUAUCAGCCGGCCUUCACCGCAGCUGCUAUCUCCAGGCGACCCCGAGAAACGCGAUUCGCCUCGGGCCAAAAAGUCACAACCGCAGCCACCGACACCCCCCAAACCGCGAGAAAGCACCAGGGUCGUCAAAAGGGCUGGUUCGCUGAAGAACGGGCUGGGCCGUAUACAAACAAGCGAGUUGGACUUGGCGAGGACAUCUGAGACUGACUCACCCCAAGACGUCUUUGUCUCGGCUCCGACCUCCCCCACGUAUAGCUCUCCACCACCGCAACGUAUGCCGCAGCGGUUGCCGUCGCCCACGGAAAGGGAUGUUGGCCGCAACACCCCGUCACCCACUCGAUGGUCGCAGCGACCGUCCCAGCAACCGUCGAGGAACAACCUCGACUUUGACUCACUUACGAGCGCCAUCAUGGCUGGCUCCUUGGCAUCGUCACGCCUCACACCGUCCAACACGGGCUCGACGAUGCCGCCGAUACUGCCGCAGCGCACACGUUCACCUCGCCUGCGUACGACGAUGCGCAACGCGGCUGCGCAGAGCUCCGAUAGCGAGGAUGACCGGCACAAGAAGAGUCGUCGGCCCAAGCUGCGGAGCGGGAAACACGCCCAUCACGAGGGUGCGCGGAAGAAGUGGCGCGACCAGAUCCGCCCACGGGAGCGCAAAAGAUACGAAGCGGUAUGGGCGUCCAACAGGGGGUAUCACCUGCCCACCACAUCCUCCGGCGCCAGUAGCAUUCGUUCCGGCACUACCAGAGACGGAACAGCAGCAGCAGCCGAAUCGCCAGUGGACUACGCCGAGUACAUCGCCAACGUCGUGGUCAGGGACAUUUGGCGGCGCUCGAGGCUGCCGGAGGAUGAGCUGGUGGAGGUGUGGGAGCUCGUGGACAGGAAGAAGCGCGGCAUGCUGGACCGGUCCGAGUUUGUGGUGGGCAUGUGGCUCAUUGACCAGCGGCUCCGGGGCCGCAAGAUCCCGCAGAAGGUGUCGGACAGCGUCUGGGCGAGCGCGCAUGGCAUGCUGCGGGUGAAGACACCCAAGAGGCAUUGA
Emericellopsis cladophorae is the source of this 2154-nucleotide messenger RNA. Its product is annotated as increased rdna silencing irs4. NCBI's taxonomy places the organism in Eukaryota, Fungi, Ascomycota, Sordariomycetes, Hypocreales, Bionectriaceae. Gene Ontology annotation, molecular function: protein binding. The transcript has a single exon. The coding region runs from base 1 to 2154 and encodes 717 amino acids. The record is from RefSeq and is a predicted model, not a curated record.